Saccostrea cuccullata (small rock oyster) is the source of this 960-nucleotide messenger RNA. RefSeq lists its product as uncharacterized. Gene Ontology annotation, cellular component: mitochondrial matrix. The transcript has a single exon. The record is from RefSeq and is a predicted model, not a curated record. Gene Ontology annotation, biological process: cytosolic ribosome assembly. Bases 37 to 816 code for a protein of 259 amino acids. Lineage: Eukaryota; Metazoa; Mollusca; Bivalvia; Ostreida; Ostreidae.
CUGGUUUCACGUGGUUUAUGAACUUUUUAUCAAACAAUGUCUAGUUUAGUUCGGAAAACGCUAUUAUGUGCGCUGAAUACGAGAUCUUCUCUCCAACAAAAUGGAUUUACAGCAGUAAGAAAUCUUACCAGUCGUACCAUGUUGAGUAAAAGAACAUUUUCAAGCCCUGUGAAAUUUCCGAGGCAAUUCGGAAGCUUCCAACAGCGUUGGUGUCAUCAGAAAAGUGCAAGCCUCGAAAGUGAUUCCAACUUGUCAAAGUACCUGGAAUCUGAAAUAAAGUCGGAAAUGGAAGACGGGAUUGAAGAAGUUGACAACCUUCUUGAUGGAUGGUCAAAGGAAUGUGAGGGAGUUAAAAUCGUUUUGAACAAAAAGAAAGGCAAAGAGACUGUCCGAGUAAAAUUCAGCAUUGCUGGGGCUCUAGAGGAAUACGGACCGGAGGGAGAAGAAGUAGAGUAUGAUAUGCCAUUGUUUUGUAAGCCUCCCUUUGAGGUGGAAAUUGUCAAGCCAAGUGGUAACACAAUGGCUAUCCGCUGCAUGAUUUCAGAAGGAAUGGGGGAAGAGCCAUCGGAGGAUGAUGUGUCCGACAGAUUCGAAAUUAUCAACGUCGCAAUGACGCAAGGGGAAGUUAAAGAAACAACGUAUGUGUGUGAAGCAGAAAAUAUGGACGUUGACAUGUAUGAGGGUCUUAUGGACGUUCUUGACGAAAGAGGCAUUGACAGAGCUUUCACUCAAGACUUGAUUGAAUUUAGCACAAAAUAUGAAAAGAAGGCAUAUGUUGGCUUCAUUUCGUCUAUGAAGAAGUUUGCAGAUGAAUAGUGCUUUUUUUGACAGUUUGACAUGAAUUUUGCAUUUGGAUCUGUACAUGUAGAACAUAUUUUAAAAAGACUCAUCGAGAUUUGUUGUAUUAUGUCAUUGUGUAAUAUCAUCAUAAGUGAUUUAUGAAUAAAAUUUUAGACCUUA